This is a messenger RNA of Myxocyprinus asiaticus (Chinese sucker), 2036 nucleotides long. RefSeq lists its product as uncharacterized. Gene Ontology annotation, cellular component: membrane. Bases 40 to 1848 code for a protein of 602 amino acids. The transcript has 2 exons. Gene Ontology annotation, molecular function: GTP binding. NCBI's taxonomy places the organism in Eukaryota, Metazoa, Chordata, Actinopteri, Cypriniformes, Catostomidae. The record is from RefSeq and is a predicted model, not a curated record.
GUUAGAAGAAAAUACACUUAUAUUUAAUGCAAAACAAGAAUGCUCAUUAAGAAUAAGAAUUUUUUUUUUUUGGCAGUAUACUGUUGCCAAAUUCAAAUGUGUUGGCUGUUUCAGGUUAACAUUAACAGGUUAAUGAGGAUGGAAGGAAAACUGUCUGAUGAAAAAGUGAAAGAAUUCCUUGCUCCAUGGAGGUUCUCCCUCAGGGCAGCUGGGUUUGAAGACAGACUGGUGGUGGCUCUUCAACUGUUUGAACAUUUCCCUUUAGAUAUAGUUGUAACUGGAGGAACCCAGGAGGCUAAUGCCCAGCUCACCUCUGUGAUCUGUGGGCUGAACGAGGAGCCAGAAAUGGAAGAAGAGGAGGAAGAGGAAACUGAGAAUGAAGAGGAUGAGGAAGAGGAUGAAACAGACAAGGAUGAAGAAGAUGGGGAGGAAGAUGCAGAUGAGGAAGAUGGUGUAAAUGCUAAGGAAGCUGCUGAUCACCAGAGCUACAGUAGAAAACAUGUACGGAUCAAGGAAUUUUCGGAAUAUAUAGGAAGUGGUGUUCCUGAUUUUGACUCUGUGAUAUUACACAGACAAAUCCCCAAUGUUCGUGUCUGGACAGUACAGGGCCAUCCAACUACAAAUUCCAUCAUUAAGCGCAGCAGCCAGCAGUAUGACUCUGCUUACUAUGAUGUUCUAGUGGUUCUCACUACAGAAGAGCGGAAGGAGGACCACACGUGGCUCAAAAUGGAGCUGCAUGAGAGAGAUCAGCCUUUUUUUCUGGUUAAAGCUGAGAAAGAGUGGGACGUGCUCGAGGAGAAACCGACAGGGCCGUGCAUGACCUGUGCCUGGGAACGAACGAGAGCCCGCAAUCUGGAGAUGCAAAAGAGAAGAAAAGAAGCAUUUCGAGACAUGGGUGAUUCAACAGACAGCCAGAGUCCUUCAAAUGCCUCCCAAGAUGCAGAGUUGGUGGAGAUGAACGAUAUUGGUGAGGUGCUUGCUAAAGCCCUGCCUGAACUGCGGAGGAAAGCUUUCAGUCAGUUUUUGGUGGCAAUUACAAAGGAACUUCGGGUUCCUAAAUUGCUGACUGAUGAAACACAGUUCCUAGUCUCAACUGCUUUGAGGUUCAGGAAGAUAGAACAGGAUGAUCUCGACCAGAUCUCCAAGCUUUCGCAGCCCAGAGAUCUUACAGACCAUCCCUCCAAGCUUCUGACAAUCCUUACAGCUCUCGAUUACUUCCACUUGGACAUCGGUGUGCUGGGUGAGACCGGCAGUGGCAGCUCCAGUCUAGUCAAUGCCCUCUUGGGCCUAAAGAACAUUGAAAAACAAGUUGCUCCAACUGGCGUCAUUGAAACUACCAAAGAGGCUGUAGAGUAUCCCUACCCUUACUUCCCCAACAUACGUCUUUGGGACCUUCCUGGCCUUGGAAAAAUAGGUGAUCUUUGUAGCCAGUCCACUGAUUCCAGCUUUAAUGAAGCUCAGAACAUAGCUUCAAUGCUUGCUUUGUGUGAUGUAUACAUCUUGGUGUCUCCUUUGAGACUUAGAUUGGGAAUUAUACAGCUGUUGCAGCAGGCAUCCUCUCUUGGAAAAGAGUGUUACCUAGUGCUCUCAAUGGCUGACUUAAUUGAGGAAAGGUCUGUCACUGAAGUGAAAGAAUGGGUUGAAGAUGUCUUGGGUAAACUGGGUCUCCAGCAGAACUUCUUUCUGGUGUCUGCUCACCAUCCAGAAACCUUGGACUUCCUCAGGCUAAAGGAGACGCUAGAAUCAGCCUUUCCAAUCCAUAAGAAGGUUGCUAUGGCCAGAUAUGCAGCAAAGCAACUGGACGAAGAUGUGUUCUGGAAAAGAGCUGAUCCCUGCAAAUUAAUGUAAACUUGAUGAAUGAUAUCGCACUUACAAAAAAAGUACCACAAUACUACAAGUUUUUUAUUUUAUUUUGUAUUUAUUUUUUUGCAUGUAUCAUGGUAUUCUUUGAAGAAAUUGGAUUAGUAUGUAAAUACUGUGGUACAUAAAUAUGGUAAUCAAUACCAUGGUAUCACUAACAGAUACCAUUGCUGUAU